Messenger RNA from Portunus trituberculatus (swimming crab), 2488 nucleotides. RefSeq names its product proteasomal ATPase-associated factor 1-like. The record is from RefSeq and is a predicted model, not a curated record. The coding region runs from base 101 to 1261 and encodes 386 amino acids. NCBI's taxonomy places the organism in Eukaryota, Metazoa, Arthropoda, Malacostraca, Decapoda, Portunidae. Gene Ontology annotation, molecular function: protein binding. The transcript has 7 exons.
CCUUCCCAUCUCUUUCCAUCUUUAUUCAUCCCGCCUCCCAUCUCUCCCCUUCUCCCGGCCAGUCCCUCUACCCAACCCCUAUGACCCCACUCCCUUCAACAUGGCUGUCCGCGGCGGUCUUCUCGUCUUGCAGAGUGACUGGCAGGAGUCCCUCAGGGACAAUGACACAUCAGCUUGGGUGAUGUACAAGGCGCUGGAGAGACAGGCGGAGCAUGGCAAGGUUGGCGGCACAAAACCCAGUGGUCCCUUCACUCUCCAGGGCCGCACAGAACGCACCAUCACCAUCACACACACCCCGACUGGCCUCUCAACACUGUUUGUGGCCCCAACACAGACCUUCAACCACAUCCAUGCUAAGAGUGUGAUGUCUCUGGAUGUGGCUGACGGAGGCCUAGCUGUGUCUGUGUGUGCUGAGAACAAGCUGCUGGUGUGGGAGACUGAGACAGGGCUGGUCAGGAGGAGCCUGGAGGGCCACCUGUUUGACGCCUACAGCUGCCGCCUCUUCCCUUCUGGAGUGGUGGUGCUGUCAGGUAGCGGGGACAUGCAGCUCAGGAUAUGGGACGCUGUGACGGGCCAGUGUCCGGUGGUGCUCAAGGGACACACUGGCGCUGUGCUGGACACUGCCAUUGUAGAGCGUGGCAAGAAUGUCAUCUCUGUUAGCAAAGAUGGGAGUGCCAAACUGUGGAACUGUGGUGCAGCUGCUUGUGUGGCAACGCUGCUCACCACUGAGUCUGUGUUGAACUGCUGUGCCAUUACUGAUGUUACUGGGAGCAUAGAUUUGCCACCCCCAGCUGAGCCUCCUGGUGAGCUGGAGCACGAUACGGCUGGCAAGGUGCUGCUGGCCGGUGCUGAUGACGGGCAGGUGCAUCUAGUGAAUGUGGCAGGCCGGGCGGUGUUGGCUGUCCUGCCCCUCGGCUCCCCAGUGCUGGCUGGCUGCUGGGCCACUACGACCUUGGCUGUGCUGGGGCUGGCUGAUGGGCGGCUGGAGGUGGUUGAUGCUCAGUCACUGAACAGCCGGCCACUCUGCCACGACAGUGCCUCCUCCGUGGAAAGCAUUGUGCCUCAUGCUGGCGGUGUCCUGGCUGGUCGGCGGGAUGGCACCUGUCAGUUCUACAAGCUGGAUGGGUCAAGUUCACUUCAACUCACUGGCUCAGACUGUGAUCCUAUUUACAGAAUGGCGAUUAACUCAAGUCAUGUCUACACAGCCUGCAGGGACGGGCAUGUUCGGAAGUACUGUGUUAGAGACCUGGGUGCUGUGUGAAUGCUGUGUGAGUGCUGUUACUCUUAAAAUGUACAUCUUUUCACAGUUUUUCAGUUCAUUUAAUUUUCUUCAAGACUGAUAUUUUUCAAUUUUGGUGUUGCUUUACUUUUUCAACAUGUGCUUCUUAUAAAAUUUUGAAUGCUACAGUUAGAUAUUAAGUAAGUAUUGUCAAAGUUGUUGGUUGAAGUUAGACUGUAUGAAGCCAUUUUUUUAUUCUUAUUGUUGUUAAUCAUGGUCUUGCUGGUCUUUCCCAAUCUGUUCUCAUUUUGCCUCCCUCUGUUGCAUCCCUUGUCUCUUAAUGUUCUUCGUGCAUCCUGUUCUUCCCUUCCCUAGCCCAACCUUGCCUGUGCUUCACUUUCAUAUCUGCCACUUAACCUAACAAUUUUUCCAUCUAAUUCCUUGCUUUUUCCUGCUUCCAACUCCUAAUUUUGACGUGAUUUCCAGUGUACAUAAGUUUACUCAAACUCUUUUCCCUUCUCCAUCUUCUGAGGUUGGCACAGUUGUUUAGUCUUAAUUUCUCCCUUUCUGCUCUAAUUCCUUCCUUUUUUGUGCUCAUCCAUUUGGUUUGCCACACAAGUUUACUCUUCCUUCCUUUCCCUGUAUCUCUUAUUUCUCUAAUCUGGUACUGUUUUAAUUCCUCCCUUUGUAAGUUCCUCAAUCUUUGCUAACCGUGCCAUGUGAUCUAGUUUGGCUCUCUCUUUGUGGUGUUUCAAUACAUUCUUGCUAGCUCCUCCCCCCAGGCUGGCACUCAGUACAUACCUAGUCUGUGGUGCCAAUGCCAGGCUCAUGUCAAUCCCACCCAUUGUGUUCAGUCCAGUGUGUGUCUUUUGGAUAUAUAAUGUUCUCUUUGCUACACGUAUGGUGGCUGUGAAUACCUUAUAGAAUUGUACAUUUUCAAGAUUAUUUUGAUGGAGUGAAAGGUCAAGAUUGUUCACAAGUUUUUGUCAUUAUUGGGAAGGAAAUAGGUGUAUGCAAGUUGUCUUUUCCUUGUCACUGCCAGCUGGGCCUUACCAAUACACACACACUGUGCCAGACUCCCUGUAACAAAGGCAGGCAAUAAAGAGGCUAUGACCAUCUUCAACAUUUAUUCAUAAUUGUUCCAAAACUCACAUUCCCAUCAUGUAAGAACCUGGAGUUGUGGACAAGACCUGUGGCAUCACCUAAGUCAGAUCUUGCACUAAUACAUGAUGUCAACAAUAAUAAAUAACUUCCCUCCUCUGAACCAAA